GCCCAGCCGCAGGCGCGCCCGGAGGAGCCCAGCGAGCAGGAGGCUCCUGAGGCCCGGGAGGAGCUUCCGAGCAGCCGAGGAGCUGAGCAGCAGCAGGCGGAGGAAGAGGAAGGAGGAGAAGGCAGCAGCACGGAGAGCACCCGAGACGAGCCCGAGGCCAAGCCCCCUGUGCAGAUGCCGGCCACGUCCCCCGCUCCGGUCCGGGCUAGGGAAGGGGUGCGAGAGACUGCGCUGCGGCUGCGAGGGCAGCAGCUGGAGGCGCUGACCCGUGUGGCCCUGAUGGAGCAGCGCGUGAAGGAGCUGCAGCGUCAGAAGAAGGAGCUGAGGAUCAGGAUGGAGGUGGAGGUGGCCCUGCUGCGGGGCGAGCUGUUGAUGUUUCAGGAGCAGCAGCGACUAUGCCGGGAACGGGAACGCGUGGAGAGUCUUCACCAGAGGCUCACAGAGGCCCAAGGACAGCUGGACUUGCAGCCAGAGGACCAGCAUGAGCAGCUUCUGCAGCAGGUGCAGGAGCUAAGGGAACAGCUGGAGGUGGCCCAGCGUGCCUAUGAGGACCUGGAAUUCCAGCAAUUGGAGCGGGAGAGCCGGCAAGAGGAGGAGGAUCAGGAGAGCCCUGGGGCUCAAGCACCAGACCCCAGGGUCCAGGAGCUUCAGGCCAGUGUGGCUCAGCACAAGCGCCAGAUCCAGGUCUUGGAGGAGCAGCUGAAGUCUCUGGGGGAGCAGAUGGCAGCCGAGAGCUGGGAGCUAAGCCGGAAGAAGGAGGAGGCCCUCCAGGCCCUGACACAGGAACGGAGCCGGCUGCUGGAGCUUAGUCGCUGCCUUCAGGGAGCAUUUGGUGGGGAUUUCUCUGAGUCCAAGCAAGCACACACUAAGCUGCUGUUCACCCAGAAGACAGACCGCCAGCUGGUGGUGUUGCGGGACCCCUCCGUCCACCCUGCCGCCGCCUCUGCCUCUUCCUGCCUCCUUUCUGUCCACAGCUCCCUGCAGGGCUCCAUUGGGCUCCAGAGGACCGGAAGCCUGUCCCGGAAACGGGGAGAGAGGGCGAGCCAGAGGGGAUCGGCACGGCCUGUGUCUCUCCACUGUACCGGAGCCCUUGAGGCCUCGGCGCUGGCGUCCGCAGCGGGGGCCUCUGGAAGACACCCCCUCUAUCAGCUGCUGAACUGUGGCCCUAGCAAUGGCUGCCGGGUCCUCCACCCCGACAUCGCCCGCAUGGAACAGCUCCUGCAGCAGGCUGUGGCGGAGAGGGAGCGGCUGCGCCAGGCCAGGGAGGGGCGGGAAAGGACCACGGAAGUUUCCGCAGGACCAGCUGCUCCUGCUAUCAUGGCCCCGCCCGCAUCCCCACCCUGCCCUGCGGCCCCGCACAUCUUGGAUCUCCGGCAGCAUCUGGAGCGCUGGGGCCACAGCCCCGAAAGCUGCCCGCACGUGCGGGUGUCCGGGGGCUGCUGUCGCGGACCCCUGGUGAAGAUGGGCGGCCGCAUCAAGACCUGGAGGAAGCGAUGGUUCUGCUUUGACCGCCAGGCCCGCCGCCUGGCCUACUACGCGGAUAAGGAACAGACCAAGCUCAAAGGUGUCAUCUACUUCCAGGCCAUCGAGGAAGUCUACUAUGACCACUUGCGAAGCGCCUUCAAGAGCCCCAACCCCCGCCUGACAUUCUGUGUCAAAACCUAUGAACGCCUUUUCUACAUGGUGGCCCCGAGCCCUGAGGCCAUGCGCAUUUGGAUGGACGUCAUCGUGACUGCAGCUGAUGAGAACCACGCCCUUUGAGCGGGCCCGCCCACCUGGGACGUCUAGAGAGGCCCCGCCCACCCACGCACGCGGCGUUGUUUCUAGGCCCCGCCCACUGCCGGCUAUACCUGGGCCCACCCCUUAGCCCUCUUUAGAGAACGCUACAGCCGCUGCGGCUCAGCUGGUCUGAGCCACAGGUUCUGGGCUGCAGGUGCCUUUUUCCAGACGCCCGAUCACCAGAAGCACUGCCUGGGGCAAGAGGAAGAGUUCGGGGUUGGAAGAAACUAUUUAUUGGUCCUCCUGUGUGUGAUACCGAAUUAAACAUGGUGGAA
This is a messenger RNA of Fukomys damarensis (Damara mole-rat), 2054 nucleotides long. It is a transcript of the gene Phldb3, whose product is annotated as pleckstrin homology like domain family B member 3. NCBI's taxonomy places the organism in Eukaryota, Metazoa, Chordata, Mammalia, Rodentia, Bathyergidae. The record is from RefSeq and is a predicted model, not a curated record. The annotation marks the transcript as partial. The transcript is spliced from 15 exons.